AUGCAAAACUUUGCCAAUGGUACAUGUAUGGUAUCAAGUCCGUGGGUUGACUCCGUAAGCUGUGCCGAAUACAAUCAGAAUUUGCAACUAUCCUGGUCGGAUUGUACUGCGAGCACGGCAGGAUACACGAAGCUUCUCUUCUAUUCGGAUGUUGCAGACUCGUUUUCAAACUGGGAUGCUGUCUAUCACGAUGAAACGUUGACCUGUGAAGACAGGAAAGAGUCGAGAGGAAAGGUGGCAUGGGGAAUGAUCAGCCAGAGUGAAAUCACAGUCUCGAAGUCAGGGGUUCCUCACAUAUGGUAUGUGGUGAUCGCAAACUGUCAGGGAUCUCUCAAUCCGAACACUCCCAACAUCGAAGCAGGGGUCAACAUCAGCCUGUACAACAAAGGGUGGACUCUCAACUCCGACCUGCAGAUCUCGUGUAGAGGUUCUUGUCAAUUCGGGGUUGACGAGCAGGGCUUGUGGGCGAUAACAUUGAGUUUCCUCAUCCUCUACACCCUUGAGGGACUGCUCUUCGUCUGCAUUGCCCGUCAUUUCAUGCAAAAGAGACUCAUGCACGAGCUUCACUGGUUCCUCUUCUUCGCCUUCUUCGCUUACUGGCUUGCGAGUGACUUGGAGUUUGCCUACUAUGAUGGAUAUCAGAAGAGCGGUGUAGGAAAUGAUACGCUUAGCAUUUUUGCGAGGAGCUUGGAGAUGAUGGGUUUCAUCAUCUUCAUAAAUGUGCUGAUAGUGAUCGCACGUGGGUGGCCCAUCACGACGACCAAGUUGUCAAGGAAGAGUGAGAACGUGUUCUUGACUAUGAUCAUCAUCCUCGUCUACGUGGCCCUCUACUUCGCCGACAUGCUGAGGGCUCCAGGAGACAAUUCUUAUCUUUACAGCAACUGGGCAGGAUACAUGUUCAUUGCUAUGAACCUCGUCCUUCUCAUCCUCUUCCUCAACCUCAUCCGCAGGACAUAUAUUUUCGAGAAGCGACUCGUCAAGCGGCUCUUUUACCGGCGUUUUGCCUUCAUCUUCUCGUUAUGGUUCAUCCAGCUGCCGAUAUUUGUCGGCAUUGCGUCAAGUCUGUCUGUCUGGAACCAGGCCAAGGUCAUGUACGCGAUACAGCGAGGCAUUCAGCUCCUCGCCUUCUGUCUCAUCCCCCUCAUUCAAAAUCCUUCAAACGCCUACGAGAUCUACUCUGUCGUCAACAACUACGAUGCUCGCAUCCCCUCCGUUGCCCGACAGCUGCGGGUGCAGCCCAUGGGUGCCGUGAGCUCAGCGGGACUGCCUCCGGUGAACCCCAACAUGCGAGUCAACCUCGAGGAGGAGGAGAGGAUGUCGUACAAACACAAAGGAGGUGAAGGGAACGGGGCAGGCGUGGGGAACGGGGCAGGAGUAGGCGCUGGGUAUGGAGAUGAUUCGGAGGAGGAGGAGGAGAACGGGAGAGAGGACAGAGAGAAGCAUUAAUAUAGGGAAUGAAUGAAUAGAAUUAUUUU
Guillardia theta CCMP2712 is the source of this 1475-nucleotide messenger RNA. RefSeq lists its product as hypothetical. The coding region runs from base 1 to 1446 and encodes 481 amino acids. Lineage: Eukaryota; Cryptophyceae; Pyrenomonadales; Geminigeraceae. The transcript is spliced from 17 exons. The record is from RefSeq and is a predicted model, not a curated record. Gene Ontology annotation, biological process: G protein-coupled receptor signaling pathway; response to pheromone.